GCAGGCAAGAAGAAGCUGUACAUCGGAGCCUUGUUCCCGAUGAGCGGCGGCUGGCCCGGCGGACAGGCCUGCAUGCCCUCCGCCCAGAUGGCCAUGGACCUGGUGAACAACCGGAGCGACAUCCUGCCCGACUACGAGCUGGAGCUCAUCCACUACGACAGCAUGUGUGACCCAGGGGAAGCGACCAAGUUGCUGUAUGACCUUCUGUACACCGAGCCCAUCAAGAUAGUCCUGAUGCCCGGCUGCAGCGGCGUCUCCACGCUGGUCGCCGAAGCCGCUCGCAUGUGGAACCUCAUCGUGCUGUCCUACGGCUCCAGCUCACCGGCUCUGUCCAACCGUCAGCGCUUCCCCACCUUCUUCCGCACGCACCCCUCCGCCACCCUCCACAACCCCACCAGGGUGCGGCUCUUCCAGAAGUGGAAGUGGACUCGCAUCGCCACCAUCCAGCAAACCACCGAAGUGUUCACCUCGACGCUGGACGAUCUGGAGGAGAGGACGAAGGAGGCGGGCAUCGAGAUCAGCGUUCGUCAGAGCUUCCUCACCGACCCGGCUGUCGCUGUCAAGAACCUCAAGCGCCAGGAUGCCAGGAUCAUUGUCGGGCUCUUCUAUGAGACCGAAGCCAGAAAGGUGUUUUGUGAGGUGUUCAAGGAGAAGCUCUACGGGAAGAAGUACGUUUGGUUCCUGAUUGGCUGGUACGCAGACAACUGGUUCAAGAUCAAAGACCCGGCAAUAAACUGCACCGUGGAGAACAUGACGGAGGCCGUGGAGGGACACGUGACCACGGAGAUCGUCAUGUUGAACCCCGAGACCGUCCGCGGCGUCUCCAACAUGACAUCGCAGCAGUUUAUCGCCGCCUUGAUGUCUCGGCUCGGAGGGAAGAACCCGGAGGAGACGGGCGGGUUUCAAGAGGCUCCUCUGGCCUACGACGCAGUGUGGGCCCUGGCCCUUGCCCUCAAUAAGACAGUCGCACCGCUGAAGGCCAAAGGUCGGCGUCUGGAGGACUUCAAUUACAACAACCACGACAUCACCUCAGAGAUCUACCGAGCCCUUAACACGAGCUCCUUUGAAGGUGUUUCGGGCCAGGUGGUGUUCGACGCCCAGGGAUCCAGGAUGGCCAUGACGCUGAUCGAACAACUCCAAGGAGGCAGUUACAAGAAGAUCGGUUACUACGACAGCUCUCAGAAGAACCUCUCCUGGUUUGGAAACGAUGUCUGGAUAGGCGAGGGACCUCCGGCGGAUCGGACCGUGGUGAUUGAAGAAUACCGCUUCCUGUCUCAGAAGCUGUUUGCGGCCGUGUCUGUCUUCGCCGGCCUCGGGAUCCUGUUCGGCAUCGUCUGUCUCACCUUCAACAUCUACAAUGGAAACGUCCGUUACAUCCAGAACUCGCAGCCCUACCUCAACAACAUGACAGCGGUGGGCUGCAUGAUGGCGCUGGCUGCAGUCUUCCCUCUGGGGAUCGAUGGCCACCACGUCCACAGGUCACAGUUCCCCGUCGUCUGCCAGUUCCGCCUGUGGCUCCUCGGCCUCGGCUUCAGCCUGGCGUACGGCAGCAUGUUCACCAAGAUCUGGUGGGUCCACACCCUCUUCACAAAGAAGGAAGAGAAGAAGGAGAAGAAGAAGCAACACUUGGAGCCAUGGAAACUCUACGCAACAGUUGGAGUGCUGCUGGCUAUCGACUUCCUGUCACUCAUGAUUUGGCAGAUUGUGGAUCCUCUGCACGUUACGGUGGAGAAGUUCACCAAGGAGGCCCCCAAAGAAGACUUGGAUGUCCUGAUUCAGCCGCUGCUGGAGCACUGCAGCUCGGAGAAGAUGAACACAUGGCUCGGUGUGGUUUACGGCUACAAGGGUCUGCUGCUGCUGCUGGGUAUAUUUCUGGCUUACGAGACCAAGUCCGUCUCCACAGAGAAGAUCAAUGACCACCGCGCCGUGGGGAUGGCUAUUUACAACGUCGCUGUGUUGUGCCUGAUCACGGCUCCGGUGACCAUGAUCCUGUCUUCGCAGCAAGACGCCUCCUUUGCCUUUGCCUCUCUGGCAGUCGUCUUCUCUGCCUACAUCACUCUGGUGGUGCUUUUUGUACCCAAGAUGCGGCGCCUGAUCACCCGUGGCGAGUGGCAGUCGGAGCAACAGGACACUCUGAAGACCGGCUCGUCCACAAACAACAACGACGAGGAGAAAUCCCGGCAGCUGGAGCGAGAGAACAGGGAGCUGCAGAAGAUCAUCCAGGAGAAAGAGGAGAGGGUCUCGGCGCUCCGCAACCAGCUGGCCGAGCGACAGUCCCUCCGCAACCGCCGCCGCCCGUCCACGGGCCAGAACCAGAACCACAACGCCCCCCCGCCCUCCUCCCAGCCGGACCCCAAGUCCCUGCUCCCCCCGCCCGGCUACCCCAACCCCGCCACGGACAAUCACGCGCUCCCGCCCUCCUUCUCCAACUCGUCCAACCUCUACCCGGCGGACAGCAAGAUGAGCCGCAACCACUGUCACAACAGCCAGAUCCCGCUGCUGUACAAGUAG
Messenger RNA from Limanda limanda (common dab), 2511 nucleotides. It is a transcript of the gene gabbr1a, whose product is annotated as gamma-aminobutyric acid (GABA) B receptor, 1a. Gene Ontology annotation, cellular component: membrane; G protein-coupled receptor heterodimeric complex. Gene Ontology annotation, biological process: gamma-aminobutyric acid signaling pathway; G protein-coupled receptor signaling pathway. The record is from RefSeq and is a predicted model, not a curated record. The coding region runs from base 40 to 2511 and encodes 823 amino acids. Lineage: Eukaryota; Metazoa; Chordata; Actinopteri; Pleuronectiformes; Pleuronectidae. Gene Ontology annotation, molecular function: G protein-coupled GABA receptor activity. The transcript is spliced from 18 exons.